GGCACGGUUAGUAGCCAAGCGUUAUGCUCAGACAUAUGGUAUAGAUAACUUUGAAACUUUCUCUCUAGUUGCCAAACUUACAUCUAUUCGAUUGUUUAUCUCUUUGGCUGCUUCUUACAAUUGGACACUCCACCAACUUGAUAUUAAAAAUGCAUUUUUGAAUGGUGACCUCAGCGAGGAGGUAUACAUGGAGCAACCACCAGGAUUUCUUGCUCAGGGGGAGUCUGGAAAGACCAAAGAUCUUGGGCCCUUGAAGUACUUCUUACGGAUAGGAAUCUGGCGUAGUAACAAGGGAACUUACUUGUCUCAAAGAAAAUACUGCCCAGA
Molecule: messenger RNA, 327 nt
Organism: Cuscuta epithymum
Lineage: Eukaryota; Viridiplantae; Streptophyta; Magnoliopsida; Solanales; Convolvulaceae
Source: the annotation of a GenBank genome assembly